Messenger RNA from Xylaria bambusicola, 2184 nucleotides. RefSeq lists its product as uncharacterized. Bases 297 to 1709 code for a protein of 470 amino acids. Gene Ontology annotation, molecular function: protein binding. The record is from RefSeq and is a predicted model, not a curated record. NCBI's taxonomy places the organism in Eukaryota, Fungi, Ascomycota, Sordariomycetes, Xylariales, Xylariaceae. The transcript has 2 exons.
CCUGCAGGCAACCAACACCGUAGCUAAGUACAGGUAAGUACCUAUGCCAUCCCAAGUGUUGCAUCUACAAAAGAGAUAAUAAGCAGAUACCUGCAACAGUAAGAGCAUGGCGACCAACAACAUGUAACUUCUUACCCUUGAUUCAUACAUACUUACAAGUGUGAUGGUACGAUAUGUGACUCACGCCUGAUCUCUUUUGACCGCCCAGGCUCGUUUGUACAAGUUUCAUUCAUUUUGUCCAUUGAAUCAGGUAAUCGUCGGAAUAGGUAGACCAGAGCUGACAUAGCCCACCGGCUAUGGACUCAUUACCAUCUGAAUUGCUGUCAAGGAUAGCAUAUUUCCUUCCUUGUACACCUGAUCUGAUAUCUCUGCGCCUAGUAAACAAGCGCUUCGCAGCCAUAGCCUCGCGGCCACUAUUCGAGAUGCUCAGGUUCUCCGGCCGGCGACAGGAUGAACCCGCCAUCAUGAACUUUGGUCCCAACGAACCUGUACUCGAUCCCGGGCGUGUCGGGCGAACCAAGACCGUCGACUUCAGCAACUUGGCUGAAGCGGUUGACGAGGUCAUAGAUGGUUCCUUGGCGUGCCACACCAAGACCUUCGUUUUCGACCCCGCCUACUAUCGUCAGAAAUUCUGGCAGGAUUACUUGAUGCAAGUGGAAAAUGAGGAACAUGAGCCCGUCGAUGAGGCUGACUUCGAUCUCGAUGGCUACGAGGAUGAGGCCGACAUGGAAGCCGCAAUUGAGCGUGCCCUGGAGUGGCGGCGAGCGCGGCCGGACAGAGAGAAAGAUGUCCUCGAAUCCGCUCAAGCCAUGUGGGACAAGAAGAUUGCGGAACAGGAGCAGAACAAAGAGGCUGUUGAAGCCGCUCUCGCACGGCUCUUUCGUGUUAUGACAUGCCUCGAGAAAAUUGUGAUCAAGCCUUGGGAGUUCGAUGGGACCUUUAUUUUCCCAGACCUGGAAUCCUGCAAUUCUUACGAAAUUGACGUGCAACGCCGGGACUCAUUCCCCUGCACCUUUUUCCUCGAGGUCCUCGCGCGAGCACUCUACGCCGCGGACCGGAGAAUCAAGCAUUUGCACGUACAAGAAUUCUUCGUUGAGCAUCUUCAUGAUUCUCCUGCCAUACGCCAUGUGUUCACGGGUCUUCAACACAUUAGUUUGAACAUAACACACGUUGAGUUCCUAUAUGUGGGAGCUCAGAAGUCCGAGCUCCUUAUCGAGCUGUUCAAACAUGCCCAGCCAACUCUCCGGCGUCUGUCGAUCAUGGCAGGUGGUAAGUGGCCAAGCCUUCCUGCAAGGGGCACUCAUUCUCUGUUGAAGAUGGUGGGCGAUGGGACGGAUAAGAACGGCGGAAUGCCGCUCGUUUUCCCCCAGCUCGAAUUUUUUAAAUUAGGAGGCAUCAUUCUUGGCACACCACCACUCGUGCAGUUCUUUAAUGCUCAACCCAACUUGAAACAGUUGGAGUUCAGUCACAUAUAUCUUUCCACUAACGGUUUUGCAUGGCCCAACUUAAUAGAAGCACUUCCUGCGGCUGUUGAGAGAUGGACAGUGCGCGGAUACCUAGGCCACGAGCCUUUCCGGCCGCCAUUCGAUGAUGACGCCCCGGCAGCUUACAACUGGAUGAAAGAAUGGACCCUUUUAGAACAACUAAGUUUACCCGGUUGGAAAGGGGUAACGGGAGCGGACGGUCUUUACUUCGAGCGAGUGGUCUGAAGUAUUGGCCAUCUAACCUUGUCGGAAACUGCACAUAACCUAGUCACUACCAACUUCUCUAUCAUGUGGCUUGCUAGUCAUCUACGCCAUUUACUUCAUGCUUCGCCCCUUACUAAUUAUUUGAGCCUGGCUCUUCUACGUGAUGUACAUGGGGAACACAAUAGAUUCAUAUAACCGCGUCGUGCCUUAUUGGCAGAGCUCGUGAGUAUUGUCCAGAAAAUUUAACGAGUACCUUCGGAGGUUCGUUCGUUCUAGACCGUAUCUGAUAGCAAUUUCGUGACCCUCCUUUCUUACGUGUGUCAACUUACACAUCAUCUAGCUUCAACUAGGCUGAGACAAAGCUAUACCAUAUACACGUAGUAUCACUAAUCAAAAACCCCCUGAUUGCUAGAAAUUAUCUCAGAAAAGGCAAUAAUACCUGAUAAUUUUCAGUACCAGCACGUUUGCAGUAUCACCGCGCUGUGAAAUGAGGUCC